Molecule: messenger RNA, 911 nt
Organism: Pisolithus orientalis
Lineage: Eukaryota; Fungi; Basidiomycota; Agaricomycetes; Boletales; Pisolithaceae
Exons: 3
Coding region: 291-743 (150 amino acids)
Source: RefSeq, a predicted model, not a curated record
AGCUGAUCAUGAUGCAUGACAUCUGACAAUCAACUGGCUAUGACCUUCGCAACCAUACUUAUAUAUCUUACUUGGAGCAGAUGCUAUUACGGAGCGCAAGUGCCUUGGGGCCGCGCUUACCGAGGUUGCGUUCUUCCAGACACGAAAACGAACUCCAGUCGAUCUCUUCACUUUGCUUCCAAUCUCUAUGUACUGUACUACAUAAGGAUGUCACCCCCCGAGAGAAUACCACGCAACCCUCCAGCGCCAUGUGUCUCAUUCUCUCUUCCGAGGGCGUGUGAAACACGAUUAUGACCAACGAGAAUGGUCAAGUCCUGUACAAAACCUCUACACCUUUCUGCUUCGGAACCCGUAUGACCACGCUCUACAAAGUUGUCCCAAAUUCCGAUCCAGAUGAUAUGUGGGACCAUUUGGAGGUCAUAGGGGAGAUCGAAUGGCGUUUUUCAGGUCCAUCCGUAAUGCGACUCCAUGGGCAGGAAAUGAUGACAGAUACAUUCAUCCCUCGGCAUGGAAUCAGAGGAAGAAAGUGCAUGUUCAUGGGACCAGAUGAUCUCCCCUACAGAUGGGACAUGGGUUUCAGGAUCGUCAGAUUAUCAUGCAAUGAUACUACUUGCCAAGAACUUGCGUGGUCACACAGACAAGGCCUCAGUAUCAUUGGGCCCAAGAGGGGACCUUCCCUUGAUGUUGAUCCCAGUCUCAUGCAUAUGCUUGACAUGGUCAUACUCACUUUUAUCUUUGUAUAAAAAUUGUGGAAGGAUGACCAGUGCUCCAAAAAGUAAAAUAACUAAAUAUCAGCAUCACAGAUACUGAAGUCAUGGAUACAUCUUCUCAGUGUCACUGCAAAUUGUGUAUGCGAAUUUCAAUGUCAGUGGAUGAAAAUAGUGCUAUAGCAUUACAUAGCAUGUGAGGGA